This is a messenger RNA of Trichobilharzia regenti, 752 nucleotides long. NCBI's taxonomy places the organism in Eukaryota, Metazoa, Platyhelminthes, Trematoda, Strigeidida, Schistosomatidae. The record is from the annotation of a GenBank genome assembly.
CGGAAAUUUGAGUUCAGCCCAUUGGAAAAAAUACAUAACUAUUUUAAUUAUUUGUAUUAUUAUCACUAUUAUCCUUAUAUUAUAUAUUCAGUAUUUCAUUUUUUCUCGAACAAUAUUUACCUGAUAUUCAUUUUGGGGCGGGAAUUAUAAAAUUUGAAAUAUAUCAAAAAAUACUACUGGAUAGGAUAAUAAUUAUAGUUUUGAUGCUCUGUUGAUUUAUUUCGGGGAAAGGCAAUUACAAAUCGAUUAGAAUGUGUGAUGGAAAGGAUCCAGAGGAAACUUCCGACUACACCAAAAUUGGUUUAAAAGCAUAUAUGGCAGCAAUUUACGGUGACCAUGAAAAUCUUGACAAACUAUUGGAUGAGUUAGAUGUUUCGCUAUAUGCUGAUGAAUUAACAGGAAUGAUGCCUAUUCAUGCAGCAGCAGCCUGGGGGAAUCCAAAAUGUAUUGAAGUUCUUGUUCGACAUGGUUGUGAUAUUAAUCAAGUUGAUUCGUUGAACUGUUCUCCUGUCCAUCAUGCAGCUAGAAAUGGACACAGUGCUACAGUUGACUGGCUUAUAAGGAAUGGAGCAAAUCUUUUGGAAUUUAAUUUAUUUGGUCAAAGACCCUCUGAUUUAGCUUUGGCUAAUCACUUUCCUGAACUUGCAGAUAUCAUUCGUCGAGAAGCUAAAAAACAAUUCAGAGGUUUGGAAUCUAAAACAGUAAAGACGACAGCUUCUAUAGAGUCGAAGGGAGAGCAUGGUGGUAAAUAA